AAGGAAAUGCGGACUCUGCCUUCCCGAUGUUUAAAGCUACCGAGAAUCGCGCUCACCUCUCUACGUGUGCACCUCGUGGCGUGGAAAACGCUGGCACCGCGCACAAUGGUUGCCAUAGCGACCUCCUCCCAACGGACGGGGUCUUGCAGAGGGUGUGGUCGUCAGAAAGAGACCUCUGGGCGCAACAGAGAUACAGGAAACGGUUAAAGGGGAAAGUAAGCUUUCCAUGAGUUUGGGAGGAGCCACGCUCUGAAGGAGCAAGCGGCGUAAAACUCACCUGCUGCGCGGACGCUGACAGCACGAUUGGCGCACAACCUGGAAGCCACAAGACACUCCACGCCAAGCUGCCCUAUUCACGCGUUCAUUUCACAACCCAUGCGAACCGACACAGGUUAUACUGUGCAAGGACUGGUCGCGUGACGGCCGCGUGACCCCCAACGAUUUGAGAGUCUGAAAGGCGCGAGUCUUCGGCAGGUUAGCGCGGCGCGCUAAGAAGCCAGUGGAGCGUUGGCGUAUCACACUGAUGUGCAAGGAGCUCCGCUUCCUCGUGACUGGAUUUGGAAAAAAAACAGGCAGCCUCAGACGCGCCGAGGAAAAGAAGGAAGGCACGCAGGAAGCAGGGAAGGAAGGAAGAAAGACAGACAGACAGAGAGAGCGAGAGCCAGACAGAUCGGAGAUUAAGCAGAAGACGCCCAGAGAAUGCACAACAUUGUGGUUUCAAGAAAAUGUAAUAUUUGAUGGAACUACAUGAUGAAAGAAAAGCAUCCAUUAAGUAAAACUCCUGGAACAAAUCACUUUAUAAAAGAAAGUCAUUCAAAACUCAAAUAUCCCACUAAACGUACAAGAGAAAAAUGAGUAUCGACUGGGAUUACAGUUUGAUGAUUUUUAAUGGAAAUAUCUGUUCCAGCUCUUCAGCUUUAAAGGAAAAUACAGGAUUUUGGAUUAUCUGUUUCAAGAAACUCAGUUUAUUCUCAAGUUAAAAUGUUUUGAUUAUUAAGUGUAAAACGGAAGAAAUAUUUUUGAAUUUUGCCAUAUGUCUUUUUUUUUAUACAAGUACUUAUUCCCAUUUCCAUGUUCAGUAUUACCUGAGUAAUGUACAUACAGGUGGUUCACAUUUUCAAAAGCCUCUGCUUUCUCUGACUGAAUUUUAGAUGUACUCAUGGAAAGGACAUUGGGAUUGCAGUUUACUUUACAGUGCAGUAUUUUCAUCUGGAAACAGAUUUAAAAAAAAAUAUAUAUUUUGCAUUGAAAAUGAAGAAGAUUGUCAAACAUUUUUAUGAAUAAUAAGCAAACAUUCAAUAUUAUGAGAGAUAAGAUUAAAAAAUAUUUUAAAUAUAUGGUAAUUUUUUUAAUAUUAGAUGUGAUCAAUCAAAGUUGGUAUUUCUUCUGUGAGAUGAAACUUUUCUAAAGAUUCACAUUUUCAUCCAAAACCCAAAAUGGUGAUGUCCCAAGGCACAUACACUUUUCUUACCUGCUUUGCAGGUUUCUGGUUGAUAUGGGCACUUAUUGUUAUGCUAUGCUGCUUUUGCAGUUUUGUUCAGCGAAGGGUGAAACGACGUAGAGAAGAACGCCUUCAUGAGCAAAGUCUGCGUACUUUGGAAAUGGAUCCACUUACUUACCGUGGAUAUACUCCACGGGAACCAAUUAGUGUUUGCCUCACACAGGAUCACCCUGCCCAAAUUCAGUGUCCACAGGUCAUACCUUCUGGAACAUGGACAGACACUUCUGAUAUGGACAUGUUUGGUAAACCACCAUGCUAUGAAGAUGCAGUAAUGAUGGAGGACCCACCACCUCCCUAUAGCCAAGUGUUAGCAGACACAAGAGGAGGAAUCUACACUAAACCAGCCACUGGUAUAUCCCGGAAGCAGGACCCAGAACUCAGCAAAAUUAUCCCCACUCCAGAACCAUUGGUUCCUGAAAGCACUUAUGCUUCUUUUAUCAAUAUAUCUGGGACUGAGCGGUGGGGUACACUAAGGAGACCACAGACUACUGUUGAUCUGAAUCGAAAUAACCUUCCUUCUGAACAGCUUACUUAUGCAAAUCUGUCUCUGUCAGGACGUAAUGACCCUACAAAUGUUGAACUUACAACAUCUCUUCCAGACAGGACCUGCUCUCUUCCUUGCCCAUUUCCAGUAAUAGGCAGGACCACGGCAGUGUAAAACUUUGACUGGAAUUAUUACUGGUAGUGUUUGAUAUCCUGGAAUGAAGGUAAAAGAUUUGUUUGCAAAACUAAAUGUGAGAUUAAAAAAAAAAAGGUUUUAGCCUUUGCAGGAUGGCAACUGCUGUGCUUCCAGCCUGCUGAAUUACAAAAUUACAAACAAAACGUUUUACAAAACUGACUUCAAAUUUUCUGUGAAGAUGGGAAUGAAAAGUGAAAAUUCUUUAUGUAGUUAGAGAUGUAUCAGGUGUUGUAUCCUAGUUGAAACUUAUGAAAGAACAGCAGUAUUAAGAUGCAUUAAACUGGUACAAGAUAUAUUUCUUAUUCACUCCGUGAAAGUGCAUCAUUAAAUCUUUACUUAUACAACAUAAACUUACAGUUGAUGUCUAAAUCACAUUUAACCACUUGCUUUAUAUAAUUGGUUUUAAAAUAAAUUAUGUGGAAUAUCAUUAUUAAAGGGGGGCAGCAUAGUGGCCCAGUGGAUAGCACUACAACUUUACAGAUGCAGCAUCCUGGGGUCCUAACUAGCACCUGGACAUUGUGUGGAGUUUGUACAUUCUCCCCAUGUUAGACUGGAUCUUCCUGUCAUAUCCCCAAUGGUUAAUUGGCUUUUCCAGAUUGUCCCUUGUGUGAGUAUGGCUGCAUGCAUGAGUGAGCUCCGUGUUGGACUUGCACUGUUUAGGGCUGUUUCCUGCCUUGUACAAAGUGAUUCUAAGAUGGGCUGUGGCCCUCCAUGACUGAACUGGAUUAACCUGUUUUGUGAUUGAGAUUAGAUAAAAUAAAAGGGUUUUGUCAAAUCAAACCUGAUCCUUUUAGCAAGAGUAAUACACUUUGAGGAUUAUUGUUUUCAUGUUGAAUGGCUUUUAAGAUGUAUGUUGUAUGUUUCUGAAUAUCAUCAAAGUUUAAACAUAUUUGGAUCUUCAAAGAAUUACUUAAUUUUGAAACAAAAGACACCAAAAGCAAACCGAUGAUAAACAUAUCAUUGGAUAUGGCCAUUAUCAUGACUUGAGACCCAAGUAUUACACCUUUUUAUUUUCUGCUAGCAUUAGAACAUACACUUUUUUCAAAACUGACACUUCUUUGCUGACAAUAGAUUUAUUUGCUUUACUAAUGUAAUAAACUAAUUGCAAACAUAAAUGUUGCUGUGUUAAAUAUCCCCAACAUUGCUAUAUAAAACUACAUAUAUGUCAACAUUUUUAUACACUUUAAUGUCAUACUACACAGAUCUGUCAAUAUGCCUUGAACCAAAAGUAUAUUUAAGUGAUUUGCAUUUGUUGAUUGCUACUUGCAUGUUUACAAAACCCUGCAUGUUCAGAGCUGUCAACUAAAGAGUUUUCAUGAGUUUUUCUGUCACAGUGAAAUCCUAUUUACCAUACUCACCAAAUUCAUAUCAAAGCAAUUUUAUUGUUUCCAAAAGUUACAGAUUUUUAUGGAUUUGUAAUUUAUUCAUAAUGUGACGUACACUUAUUUUCAAACCAAAACCAGUUUUUAUAAGGGGCACUUCCAGAAUAGUUAAGACUCUAUCAAGAUAUGCUGAAGGAGACUACAUUAAAGGAGAUAUAUUCAAAUAGCCAACAAGCUUCAUAGUUUCCUGUUAUUUUUCCUGUGUAUAAUAAGAGUAUAAUCUACUUUUAUACUUUUUUGCCAACAGACAGGUAUGAAUUGCUGCUGGGGAGAUUGUAAAUAAUACUGAAGAAAUCAUGUGCAAUAUUAAUAAUCGUAAAAUAUUGGAUGGGAGGGUGUCACCACCUUUUUCAGUGUAUUGUCCAAGCAUUUCUGUGUUCAGUAUACUAUGAUCUCCCUGUUUAUUUAUCAGUCGCGGAAAUAAUCAUUGACUUUAGGAGCCAAACAAAAUGCCUAACAUGCAGUGACAAUCUUUAUUAAGCUUUUAGUAAAUUACCAGGUUUGAUAUAACCAGUGGCAUUUUUCAGUCCAGUGCAUCUCAGACAUUUUAUAUUUGCAGGUUUGUAUUAUUUAAUGUUUACUGGUAUUACUCUAUAGUUCAUAGUGAUACAUUAGUAAAGCUUUCUAGAAAGCACAUAUGAAUCCCAAAGCUUGUUAAGGUGCUUCUUUGAGAUGUUUAGGGCUUUGGUAAACAGAUUUACCAAGAAAUAAUUUGAACUAGAAAUAUGUAUUUCCAUGAAAAAGGUAAAUUUUUAAUGAAUGCAUAAGGAGCCCAGCAUAAAAUUUUUCAAUAAUAGCCUUUGGUUAGGCAUAAAUGGAGUCUUUUAAGUGAGGCAUGCACCUUCUGAAUAGCACUUUUCUUACUGCAUGUAGUUCUGCUGUAGUAAGCCUGUAAUAGAAAAUAAAGUUAAUAAUUGUAAAAUAUGAAUAAAACUAUAGGUAUGAUGCAUGAUAGUACUGCACUCAGUUACCUAUUCAGACCAUAGAGUGAUUGAAUAAAACCCAUGACUUUUAUAGAAACUGAAAAGAUUUUGCUAAGUUUCUUACGAUGUUAAAAAUGUUACACAAAAAUAACUC
This is a messenger RNA of Erpetoichthys calabaricus (reedfish), 4639 nucleotides long. Its product is annotated as proline-rich protein 7. The coding region runs from base 1437 to 2159 and encodes 240 amino acids. The transcript has 3 exons. The record is from RefSeq and is a predicted model, not a curated record. NCBI's taxonomy places the organism in Eukaryota, Metazoa, Chordata, Cladistia, Polypteriformes, Polypteridae.